Arabidopsis arenosa is the source of this 1174-nucleotide messenger RNA. The record is from the annotation of a GenBank genome assembly. NCBI's taxonomy places the organism in Eukaryota, Viridiplantae, Streptophyta, Magnoliopsida, Brassicales, Brassicaceae.
AAUAAUUUAAGCAGUGUGAUCGGAUGGAAGAAGGCACAAGAGUGGAUGGGAAGAUGAGUUGGAUUUGGAGGAAAGGAGUUAGUGUGGGAAAGAAGGUUCUUGCAGCAUGUUUUCUAGUGUUUUCUGCACCGUUCCUCGUUCCAGCACUCAUUGUUGCCUCCACAAUCGCGUUGAUUUCGUCACUUCCUUAUUGUUUUUUCUUGGCGAGCUAUGUUUGUACUGAAAAGUUGAUGAGAAAACUGCUUCCUGCUAAUGCCUUUGGUGGAAGAAGUGAUCAUAAAAUGAUGCUACUCCCCAACAAGACCGGUCACGGUGAUAUUUAUAAUGAGGGCAUAGCACGGGCGGCUAUAAGUGAGCCGAUUCUUGUUCAGAUUGAGAAAGAGAGGACUAUUGCAAUAGCUUAUAGGGAAGAUGAGGAUAUGACAAAAGAGUUAAAGAGCUGGUUAGAGAGUAUUAGAGAUGAGGGUAAAAAUAAUCAAUCACUUGAUAGAGGAGUCUUGGAAAAAGGAUUUGAAGAGGAGGAUAAAGAUCAGUCGAUAGUUCUUAGAGAUGCUAAGUCAGAGAAGAUUAGACCACGGCUUGAAGAUCUGUUAGGAAAUAAGCAAGUAUCUGGGACUAGACAUGAAGGGGAACUUGAGUCCACUUCAACUAAAGCAGCUAGAGGGAAGGAUAUGGAAAAUUCUUCAACUCCGGUGAAGGUGUUGUAUAACGAGGAGCAGAUAUGGACAAAGAUUGAGGCAUUAAGGAAGGUAGUUGGAUACAAUGUUGCGAGGAGCAUGGCAUAUUCAGAAGAACUGAAGGCGCUUUACAUGUUUACGGGUGUGGAAUUGCCGACAUGGAUGUUGGAGAAUGAGAAUCAAGAUAUUGCAAAAGUCAGUGAGGGGCUUUCCUUUCUAAUGUCUGUUAUUGGAAUAAAAUAAAGUCUUUUGAUCGUAUUGUUGUAUAGCUUCAACACUCUUCUUUGGAACUGCGCCAUGAUCGUUUCUUUUGUGUGUAUCAACUUGACUUCCUUAAGUUUUUUUUUAAGGGUGGUUCAUACUUGUGUGCAUCAUCUCUCUAUAUCCCCUACUUUUGUAGACUUGAACAAGACCCUAUUUCAAUAUGACGAGUCAUAUCUUCUAAGUUUCUUUCUUUAAUGCAACAAAUUUUAUCAAAACAAAAAGUAGGAUUUUCA